AUGAAGUCUGCUGCUCUGUGUCUAGCGAUCUUGAGCUGUGUCUUGUCUGCUACCGAGAUUAUCGCACUGCGAUGUAAUCCAACUGGUAACGAAAAUGUAACGGCCAACGGUAGACCUGCCUACGCCGGUCAGUUUCCUUACCAUGCUCUGUUGGUGGUAAGCUUCGGUGAGGAAGAAACGCGUUACUGCAGUGGAGCGCUAGUGGAUGAACGGCACGUUGUAACGACGGCACAGUGUGUUGUUGGUAGCAGUUCCGUUGAGGUUCAUCUCGGCUCGAACUGUCUGCUGGUGGAUGAGAACGAUCAGUUCCGAUAUGUGUUCGGUGCGGUGAAGGUUACCGUACGGGAAGGGUACGAGGCGGAGACGUUUGUGAACGAUGUGGCAGUAGUUCGAUUUACCGACGAAGCGGUAAGACUUCCGCCCUGGGUGCGUCCAGUGCGAUUGCCGGAAAUGGAUGAAGAACAGUACGUUGGACAGGAAGUUCUCACGAGUGGAUACGGGCUGAUGAAUUUCGGUGCGGAAGGUGCGGCCGAUGCACUGCAGUACAUGCGACUGGUAGUGUUGGAGCUGGAGGCGUGCCAGGAGGAAUUUAAUUUUAUCACACCCGAUACGGGACGGUUCUGUGCACAGGAAGCGACCCACGAGCCUAACUGUGUCAGUGACGUCGGAAGCCCGUUGGUGAUGAAGGAGAGCGGAUUGCAUCAGUACGUGCUGCUUGGUUUGACCAGCUUCGGACAGAAAUUUGCCUGCGACCAGGGUAAUCCUGGUGCAUUGCAAGAGAUGCGCAAUCAUGCGGCUUGGCUGAAGGAAGUGAUGGCCAGCGCGAACUAAAA
Molecule: messenger RNA, 833 nt
Organism: Anopheles maculipalpis
Lineage: Eukaryota; Metazoa; Arthropoda; Insecta; Diptera; Culicidae
Product: brachyurin-like
Exons: 1
Coding region: 1-831 (276 amino acids)
Biological process (GO): proteolysis
Molecular function (GO): serine-type endopeptidase activity
Source: RefSeq, a predicted model, not a curated record